Molecule: messenger RNA, 6170 nt
Organism: Cottoperca gobio
Lineage: Eukaryota; Metazoa; Chordata; Actinopteri; Perciformes; Bovichtidae
Gene: srrm4
Product: serine/arginine repetitive matrix 4
Biological process (GO): neuron maturation; regulation of RNA splicing; mRNA processing
Cellular component (GO): nucleus
Molecular function (GO): mRNA binding
Source: RefSeq, a predicted model, not a curated record
CACUCUCCAACGCACAUUCUCGUCUGCCCUCAGACACGCCGCGACACUUGCCUUGACACCCGCUCAGCGCUGAGCUGGUGUGCGUGGGCGUGCAAUCAUCUCUACACCAAAACAUUGCACUCCAGCAACGAGAAAAAAACAUUUGGUCUCUCCCUCCGCGGGACUGAAACAUCCUCCGUGUCUUUUGAGUGAUGUCUCAUUCUGUGUGAGGCUGCCGACGGGAGCACACGGGAGAAAAAGGAGCGCUCCGACUCCCAGCCCAGACCCCGACCCCGUCCCUAAAAAAGCAGCAGAUGUGACAGAAAAGGAGAGGCGGAGAGAAAGAAACACAAUCUUCCCCCACCCCUCCUUCCCUCAUCUGGGAGAACAAUACCCAGCCUCGAGUUGGAGAGGGUCAGCUUUUGUCCCUCUCCCCACGCUCCCGCUGAAGAGCUGAGAGCAGACAGACGCGCUGACACAUUGACCUGCUGCUGUGAGAGGAGAGGACGGUGCAAAACAGUCGCUGCACUUUGCACAGUUUGAUUCAGUACUUGGACAGCUCCUGAGCGACAACCAGCGCGGGUGUGUGUUUCCAUGAGUGUGUAGAUUCUAUUUUUUUGGUUUGGAGAACCAAGAAAGCACCAAUGCAGCCCCCGUGUUCGCUCCAGCUCGGCCUCAGUGGCCCCUCUCCAUCCCUGGGAUUGCAGAGCAGCACUGCCGGCUUCUAUCAGCUGGAAGAGAAGCAGCUCUUUGAGAAGUUUUGGAGGGGGACUUUCAAGGCUGUGGCCACCCCGAGACCGGAGAGCGUCAUCGUGGCCAGCAUCACCGCCCACAGGAGGGUGACCAACUUCGAAGCAGCAGCCUGCCAGCCGCUCAAGACUGAUGAGGGGAAAGCGACGGACAGCAGGGUGGACACCGCGGACAGGAAUGGCUGCAUCAAAGGAAAAGGACGCAAACACCACAUUCAUCGCAGGGCCAGGAGCCCCUCCUUUGAUGAGGAACUCUCCCCUCGACCCAAGGGGAAGAAGAAGAAGAGAAAGUCCGAGCGGAAGAGAAAAAGGAAAAGGUCUCCUUCCUACAGCCUGUCGCCGCUGAGGAAGAAGAAAAAGAAGAAGAAGAAGAGCUCCAAGAGAAGCAAGCGGCAUAGGUAUACCUCCAAAAAGUCAAAACACAGCUCUUCAAGUUUAAAACACAAGAGGAAGAAUGAGCGCAAGCACAAGAAAAGUUCACGGACUCACUCGCGGCGGAGGCGACGCUAUCGGAGGUCAGAGUCGGACAGUCCUUCUUACCAAUCUUCCACAGAGAACAGACACCAUCUGCAGAAGUCUGUGGUGCAUCAGGCAUUAGGAGACCUGGCAGCUGUAGUAGAGGAAACCAAUGGAGUGCUUGACCGCACGGACAUGAAGUGGAGACCUGCAACCAAAUCAGUGUGUAAAACGGCUCCAAAAUAUCGCUCCAUCCUCUCAACCGCCACCAUUUUGACAUCAAAACCCGGAAGCGAGCUUUUGCACGGAAAAGGGUCUCAGCAUUUAUCGAGCCAGACGGAAGGUCCGCACGAUUACGAUUCUGGGAAUGACACUUCUUCGCCGCCGUCAAGCAAAACUGGCGUUUUUCAGGCGAGUGUCACUGACAACAAGAGGAACCACUGUAAACGUCUGGCCUCGCCAGAGAAGCUGAAGUUCACUGACAGAGACAAUGCCUCUGAUUCAGGAAACUCUGUUACCAGCUACGCUUCCCUGUGCAAACCUUACGGGGAGGACGGCUUGUCUGCAACCCUUUUCAGUGGAAACGGCAAGAGAGAGCAGAUAACCUUGGGGUGUCGGGUAGAGGUUGUGAAAUCUCCAAAGACGUCCAGCUGUUCACGGAGGAUGAGAAAGUCGUCUCGAAGGCGACGGAAAACCCGGUCAUCAAGCAGCAGAAGCAGAUCCUCGGGGAGUUCCCGAUACUCCGGGCGCUAUUCUCGAAGCCUGUCGCUGUCAUCUUGCAGCUCAUACUCGCGCUCACCAAGUUAUUCAGCUAAUUUGAGGCGACGAGGCAGCGUGGCCAGCCUGAGCUCCAGAGGAAGCUACUCCAGAUACAGUGCUGACAGAUUACGAGACAGAAAGAGAACACAUAGCUCCAGAGAGGCAGAUGUGAAGCAUGCACAAAAGGUUAGUGGGAAGAGACAAAGACGCAAAUCCUACUCUCCUAUGAAGAAAAGGAGGAGAGACUCACCAAGCCAUCUGGAAGCACGCAGAAUCACAAGUGCCAGGAAGCGGCCGAUCCCUUACUUCCGACCCAGUCCUUCUUCCAGCAGUCGGUCCACCAGCGUGUCGUCCUGGAGCAGCAUCUUCACGCGCAGUCGCAGUCGCAGCCCAAUCCACAGCAUCAGGCGGAGCAGGAGCCGAAGCCAUAGCCACAGUUACUCCUCCUACAGGAGCUACAGCCGCAGUUCAUCCUGGAACUCAAUCUUUGGGAGCCGCAGUCGCAGCCGCAGUCGCUGUUCGUUGAAUAAACGCAACAAAACCAGGCAUUAAGUUUCUAAGAGCAAGUUAAGGGACUGAAGCUCCCGUCGUGUUUCCAUUUCAGAGCGGGGACAGUGUCUCCGUGCUCCGCUUUGACGCUUCUGUUGAAAUACCCCAGCAGGGGUCCGACCACGUCUUUCACUGACAGUCUCGCUCACUCGGAGACCACUGGAGACUGAAUGUCUUUUUGUCUCUUUGUUUUGUUCUUGUACUGCAUCCUCUUGCAUCAGCACUCACAAUGGCCUGAGACUGUUCAGAUAUUUACAAAAGACAUACAAAAGGCAACAGCGUUCCUGUAUUUGGUCGACACACGUCGUUCUUGUUUUUCUGUCCAUGCACUGAAUUAUUCUUUAUAAUGAAUGCUUUAAAAAUUAUUUAUCUAUCUAAAUAAUGCAUAAUAAGGUCUAAAGGUACCAUGAAGGGUUGAAAUUACGUAUAUAUGUAUGUGUGUGUAUAUAUAUAUAUAUAUAUAUAUAUAUAUAUAUACAUAUACAUUUAUAAUAUACAGUAUGUGUUGGCUAAUGCAAGAGCAGAUGCACCAGGUCAAUGUGUUAUAGUUUAUAGUUUCAUAAGACAUUGAGCAUUGACUGUCCCAUGUCAGGCCUGUAUGUUGUGGAUUUUAGUAUUGAGUAACUUUUGAGCCGUUUGAUCCGAGUGUUUACAAGCGGCUUCAGAGGGAUCGUUGUCGGGAAUAAGGAAAAGGUUUAUUGCCCUGAUCUCUGCACUUCUCGAGGUGGAGAACAAACGCGUUUCCUCUGAAAAAUGAAACGGCGAGGGUGGCCUGACGGCGAGCAAACUGCCUGUCAGCUCAAAUAUCAAAUUAAUUUAUCUUCUGAUCAAGUGGAAAACAAUUGAAAUGUCAGUCCAUAUAAUACAACAGAGAGCGAUUGAAACAUUGAGCUGGGGGGGGGGGGGGUUUCUUUUGACCGAUUCUUCACGGUGUCAAAGAGGUGUCUUCCUUUACAACUCAUGGAGAAUACAACAUAGUUCAUUUGUUUUGGGGGGGAAACUAUAAAGGUAAAUAUAUUGGACUUUUUUGGGAAGUUGUGCCACAUUUGGUUGCAGCAUGUCGUCAAUAAGCCUGAAUUUAUGAAUAGAAUUGAUUCUCAAUUUACUUGAAUAAUGUUUUCUUGCUACAACACUGGAGCCAAACAUAUAAGUCAACGGUGUUUUUGUUCUUGAGUUAUAGGACAACGUAGACAAGUUUUUUAACUGUGCAGCACCACCCAUAUUUAUUACUUAUUUAAUAUUUAUUGGUUUGUUGUCCCUCUCAGUAGUGGUCAAUCUUUCUAUGCAACACUGUCAAUUUAUAGUAAUUAUGACACUGCUGUAAUUUAUUUUUGGUUUGUUGUACAUUAUUCUUGGAUUUUGCCACCUUGCUCACACAUAAACCUCAAAGUAGAAGCAAAUGUUCUAAAGACGGACAAGCAGAAACUGGAAUGACCUUUAGUUUUGGGUGGGUUUUUUUAAGCGAAAGUUUGACAUUUUGGGAAAUAUGCUCAUCAGCUUUCUUACCCAGAGUUAAAUGAGAAGAUUGACACCACUCUCGUGUUUGUCUGUUGAAUAUGAAGCUACAGCCUGCUGCUGGAUAACUUAGCUGCAUAAAGACUUGAAAUGGGGAAUCAGCCAAAAGAUUAAUAAGAUCUGCCUCUGAAGCUCACUAACUAAAAUAUAUCUCAUGUGUUUAAUCCGUGUGAAAAUAACAAGUUGUGUUUAUGUUUAAAUGUUGUAACAAAAUCCUGAAAUCUCCACUGUUGGUCUGGAAACCUCACAGUCACUGCGCCCGCCCAAGAAAUAGUCCCUUGAAUAACCCCGCAUAACACCACGCCAUAUGAAUUUACACUUUAGUUUUUGUAUUGGUUAAACUCAGGAGAUAUAACUUGGUAUAUAGUGAUCUUUAGAAGGGCUGGUAGCAGGGUCGUCACGAGAACCAGCAAACUCAUUUCUACAGUGCUGCAGGUUCCGGUCAGGGCUCGAGUCUAAAGGCUUCCCGUUUUGAAUGCAUGUAUGUAAAGCUAUCGCUUAGCAAGUGAAAGACUGAACUGAGCACGGACGUGUUAAAUAAAAGAAAAAGAACAUUUAAGAAUUAGUUAACGUGAGCUGUUAGCAGCCGGUCGGCAGCACAGUCCUGUUUGGCUAAACAACAGAGCUAACAGCUCCAUCUAAUCAGUGAAAAUUAGUAUUGGGCAGAGGUCAAUUUUAAUGUUGUUAUGAUGCAUUCAAAUGUAAUCUUGUAAAAUGUAGUUUUUGACUUGAAACUUGAAUAAAUAUAGUUGUUUGAAGAUGUUUUCAAAUCAAUAUAAAAUAGAUGUUUCAAAUGGAAUUCUAAUCUGUUUAAUUUACUAACACUGGCUCUAAACAGCUAAUAAUACAUCAUUAAAACUACUAAUGUAAAGAACGUUUUUGAAUAUUUAAAUACAAAUACUACUAAAUUGCUGGUAUUGUGACAUCCCUAGCUGUUAGGUGGAGUUUUUACUUUCAGACAGAAUCAGACGAGCUGUUUAGCCUUGUUUCCUGUCUUUAUGCUAAGCUAUGCUAACUGGCUGCAGAUCAUAUCUUCAUAUUUACCGUGCAGACAUGAGAGUGGACUCAAUCUUCUCGUAUAACUGUCAGCAGGAAAGCCAAAAAGCAUAUUUUCCAAAAUGUCAAAAUAUUUCUUUAAAGUUCAUUUUGAGGCUGCUUUCACUCCAGAGUUUGAAUCCGCAAAGGACGUUUGAAACUGCCUUUCCAUAUAAUUAAAAAGAAAUCAUAAUUCUCAGUCAUUUCAAAUCCAUCAUCCUGUCUGUGCGACUGCUCGAGGCCUGACAGACUGCUCUCUAUGCACAUACUUCCAGCUUAUUUCCCUGAAUGUCAACUAAAUUGGAUGAAUGAGGGAAAUAUGACGCUGGAAGAGGAAGGUACUCUGCACAAAAGUCAUCCAUUGAUGAUGACGACUCGUGUCAACCGGCGUUGACGAAGUGCCGUUGGAAGAUUUGUGCAGUCAAGUUGAUAAACUUUCUCGAUGGGCACCCAGGCCACAACGGCCCUCUCCCCAUCUCACAAUGUAAAGUUCAGUUCUUGUGCAAGAACAUUUUGUAUAUGUGAUUACUGUGGUGUAAAUAUGUAUCUGCGUUGUAUAGAUUUAUUAUUUGAUUAACAGAAUGUGAUUUGGGCUUUGUUUGAUGUUAAAAUGUUGGUAUGGAUAUGAUGCAUUGACCAGUGGAAGAGGAAAAUAAGACAAAAUGCCCGUCAGGCAUCAAUCAAUGGACUCUAGAUGUCUUUGUGCUAAAGAUCCCUCUGAUCAUGUCUUUUUGUUAUUUUAAAACCCCAAUAACAAAGUCAUAUAGCAAUAGUGAUCCAGUGUUUCAGUGUUGAAUUAUGCAUACUCUCCCUGUUUUCCAUAUGAAAGAGCAUAUUGCAAAAAGAUGUUUUUCAUACUGUCACGUUUUAUCUUGUGUCAUUGGGAACUCCACAUUGUAAUAACGUGUCACCUGGAAAUUGAAUUGUCCCCAUGAAAUCAACUUUCCCUUUCACUGCGUGUUUAGAAUAAGCUCUAUAAAAUCAUGUUCUGAAUAAAAACGUCUUGUUUUAUGCUCUCAAAAAACACACUUAUUUACCCAAGUAAACACAAGCCACCUUCACAAAGUUGAUUUAGCUGUUUUGUUUUAUCCGUACUGUGACAUCAGUGUGUUGACCUGAAGCUCUGCG